This is a messenger RNA of Acomys russatus (golden spiny mouse), 1700 nucleotides long. It is a transcript of the gene Ptger1, whose product is annotated as prostaglandin E receptor 1. The record is from RefSeq and is a predicted model, not a curated record. Gene Ontology annotation, molecular function: prostaglandin E receptor activity. Gene Ontology annotation, cellular component: plasma membrane. Bases 438 to 1655 code for a protein of 405 amino acids. The transcript has 3 exons. NCBI's taxonomy places the organism in Eukaryota, Metazoa, Chordata, Mammalia, Rodentia, Muridae. Gene Ontology annotation, biological process: positive regulation of cytosolic calcium ion concentration; adenylate cyclase-activating G protein-coupled receptor signaling pathway; inflammatory response.
CCGCCCCAGGCGAUGCUCACAUUUUCCAGUGUUUAGAUUUUAUCCGCUUUAUUAAUGAGGCAGGCAAGAGGCCCGGGUGGGGGUGUGGGGGUUUGUUCCUGCCCCCGCUGAGAGGAGGGGGUCACAGAGACCAGACCAAUUCAAAGAACCUCAGUCCUUGGCGGGAAGGAGCUGGGCCUGGUUGUCCUGCCCAUUGCCAGGAGCAGAGGUUUUGCCCACUCAAGGCUUCCAAGCCCAGAGGGCAGGCAUGCGUGGGGUGGAGCAGCCCCUGGAGGCCAGUGGGGUGCGGGUAGAGGCGGCACGCAGCCGAGGAGCCGCCCCAGGAAGAGGGAGCGGCCUGCCGGGAGCCAGGGAGUAGCUGGAGCGGGCAGCAGGAGCCAAGUUCCGGCCAUGGGGACCCUGCAUCCUGAGCAGCACCGGCCCUCUUGGCCACUGAUAUGAGCCCCUGUGGGCUUAACCUGAGCCUGGCGGAUGAGGCAACAACGUGUGCAACACCCAGGGUCCCCAACACCUCUGUGGUGCUGCCAGCAAGCGAUUCUGGCACGUCACCAGCACUGCCUAUCUUCUCCAUGACGCUGGGUGCCGUGUCCAACGUGCUGGCGCUGGCGCUGCUGGCACAGGUUGCAGGCCGUCUGCGGCGCCGUCGCUCAGCUGCCACCUUCCUAUUGUUCGUCGCCAGCCUGCUGACCAUCGACCUGGCAGGCCAUGUGAUCCCGGGUGCCCUGGUGCUUCGCCUCUAUGCUGCAGGACAUGCGCCUGCUGGCGGGGCCUGUCAUUUCCUGGGCGGCUGCAUGGUCUUCUUUGGCCUGUGCCCACUCUUGCUUGGCUGCGGCAUGGCCGUGGAGCGCUGCGUGGGUGUCACGCAGCCUCUGCUCCACGCGGCGCGAGUGUCGGUUGCCCGCGCACGCCUGGCACUAGCCGUGCUGGCCGCUAUGGCUUUGGCAGUGGCACUGCUGCCGCUAGCACACGUGGGUCGCUACGAGCUACAGUACCCUGGCACCUGGUGUUUCAUUAGCCUUGGGCCUCCUGGAGGCUGGCGCCAGGCGUUGCUUGCCGGCCUCUUCGCAGGUCUUGGCCUGGCCGCUCUCCUUGCGGCACUCGUGUGCAAUACGCUCAGCGGCCUGGCGCUCCUGCGUGCCCGCUGGAGGCGUCGCCGGUCUCGACGUUUCACAGAGGCCACAGGUCCCGACGAUCGCCGGCGCUGGGGGUCUCGUGGACCCCGCUUGGCCUCCGUCUCGUCUGCCUCAUCCAUUGCUUCAGCUUCUGCCACCCUCCGCAGCUCUCGGGGCGGCGGCUCAACGCGCAGGAUUCAUGCGCACGACGUGGAAAUGGUGGGCCAGCUCGUGGGCAUCAUGGUGGUGUCGUGCAUCUGCUGGAGCCCCCUGCUGGUGUUGGUGGUGUUGGCCGUCGGGGGCUGGAACACUAGCUCCCUGCAGCGGCCGCUCUUUCUGGCUGUGCGCCUCGCGUCGUGGAACCAGAUCCUGGACCCAUGGGUGUACAUCCUGUUGCGCCAGACCAUGCUGCGCCAACUGCUUCGCCUCCUACCCCUGAGGGCAGGUGCCAAGGGUGGCCCAACAGAGCUGGGCCUAACCAAGAGUGCCUGGGAGGCCAGUUCACUACGUAGUUCCCGGCACAGUGGCUUUAGCCACCUCUGAACCUGCCCAGAAGCUAAGCCAAACCACUCUGUGCAGGGCUCAAGG